CUAUCUUUUUUCCCAUUGUGUAUUCUUGCCUCCUCUGUCUCAGAUUAGGUGACCAGGUAUGUGUGGGUGAUAUACUGAUAUCUUAAAUUAUGGCAUAUUUAUUAAUCCAUUUACAGAAAGGAAGCAUAGAAACCCAAAAUCAAUGGAUGAGAAAAAUUUUACCACAGUGAAGGAGUUCAUACUUUUAGGAUUUACGACAGACCCGUGGUUACAGAGACUUCUCUUUUACAUCUUCCUGAUCAUUUAUAUCAUCAGUCUUUUAGGGAACAUCACCCUGAUUUCUCUGAUCUGUUCUGAUUAUCGGCUCCAUAUACCCAUGUAUUUCUUCAUUGGAAGUCUGUCAUUCCUGGAUCUCUGGUAUGCUUCUGUCUAUGCCCCCCAAAUCCUGAUGACCUGCAUCUCUGAUGACAAACGCAUCUCCUUUGCUGGCUGCCUAGCUCAAUUCUUCUUUGCUGCUGGAAUGGACUACACUGAAUGUUAUCUGUUGGCUGCCAUGGCUUAUGACCGCUAUGUGGCCAUCUCCAACCCCUUGCUUUAUUCCCAGGCCAUGUCUCCAAGUUUAUGUGCCAGUCUUGUUGCAGCAUCAUAUUUUGGUGGCUUUGUGAACUCAACCAUCGUCACAAGUGAAACAUUUACCUUGAACUUCUGUGGGGACAAU
Messenger RNA from Odocoileus virginianus texanus, 658 nucleotides. The record is from RefSeq and is a predicted model, not a curated record. NCBI's taxonomy places the organism in Eukaryota, Metazoa, Chordata, Mammalia, Artiodactyla, Cervidae.